AUGAGAAUGCCCAGAAGAGGCUUAGUAAUUCAAGCCAGGACUCGCUGGCUACUAGUGGGCCUUGCCUUACUAUUCAGUUUAGUCUUGCUCAUGUAUUUGCUCGAGUGUGCUCCACAAACAGAUAGUAAUGGAUCUCUGCCUGGUGUUGUAGGUGAAAACAUGGGUAAAGAAUACUAUCAAGCUCUCUUGCAGGAACAAGAAGAGCAUUAUCAAAAUCGAGCUACCAGUCUGAAACGUCAGAUUGCCCAGUUAAAGCAAGAGCUUCAGGAAAUGAGUGAUAAAUUGAAAUCCCUGCAGGAAAAAAAGAGCCCCAAGGUCAAUGGUAUGAACUACCAGGGCACCAAAGAACAAGCAUCCAAUGAUCUCCUAGAGUUUCUUCAUUCCCAGAUUGACAAAGCGGAGGUGAGCAUGGGGGCCAAACUGCCUAGUGAAUAUGGUGUCAUUCCUUUUGAAAGCUUUACCUCCAUGAAGGUGUUCCAGUUAGAGAUGGGGCUCACUCGGCAUCCAGAAGAGAAGCCCGUUAGAAAGGAUAAACGAGAUGAAUUGGUGGAAGUUAUUGAGGCUGGUCUGGAAGUUAUCAAUAAUCCAGAUGAAGAAGAUGGACAAGAUGAAGAUGAUGGACUAGGAGAGAGACAGCUGUAUGGUGACAGUGAUUUCAUAGAAGGUUACUAUCGUACAGAAAGAGAUAAAGGGACACAGUAUGAGCUGUUUUAUAAGAAGAUGGAUGGCAUGGAAUACAGGCAUGUCACAUUGUUCCGACCCUUUGGACCCCUCAUGAAAGUGAAGAGUGAAACGGUUGAUAUUUCUAGAUCAAUGAUUAACAUUAUUGUCCCUCUUGCUGGAAGAACUGAGGCAUUUGCACAAUUUAUGCAAAACUUUAGAGAUGUAUGUAUUCAUCAGGAUAAGCGUGUUCACCUCACAGUGGUAUAUUUUGGACAAGAUGGGCUGUCAGAAGUAAAAAGCAUCCUAGAAUCUGUAGCCAGAGAAACUGACUUCCACAAUUACACGCUUGUCUCUCUGAAUGAGGAAUUUAACCGAGGCCGGGGACUUGACAUGGGUGCCAGAGCCUGGGAAAAGGGUGAAGUUUUGAUGUUCUUCUGUGAUGUUGAUGUUUAUUUCACAGCUGAGUUCCUCAACAGUUGUCGCUUAAAUGCUGAGCCUGGGAAAAAGGUGUUUUAUCCUGUGGUAUUCAGCCUUUAUAAUCCUGCUAUUGUCUAUGCCAACCAAGAUAUACCACCCCCUGUGGAGCAACAAUUGGUACACAAGAAGGAUUCUGGAUUCUGGCGAGAUUUUGGCUUUGGGAUGACAUGUCAAUAUCGGACAGACUUUCUGACUGUUGGGGGUUUUGACUUGGAAGUGAAAGGCUGGGGUGGUGAGGAUGUUCACCUUUACAGAAAGUACUUGCAUGGUGAUCUUAUUGUGAUCAGGACACCAGUCCCUGGUCUCUUUCACCUCUGGCACGAAAAACAUUGUGCAGACGAACUGACUCCAGAGCAGUAUCGCAUGUGUAUCCAGUCCAAAGCCAUGAACGAGGCCUCUCACUCACACCUUGGGAUGCUGGUCUUCAGGGAGGAGAUCGAGACUCACCUCCGUAAGCAGGCUUACAGGACUAACAGUGAAGCAGUGGGUUAAAUGUCACCCCCCAGGAUGUUGGAUGACUUCAAAUUCACAAUGAACCAGCAUCAUUUUACAGCCUUAAUUCAGCUUACAAAUGC
This is a messenger RNA of Chaetura pelagica (chimney swift), 1715 nucleotides long. It is a transcript of the gene CSGALNACT2, whose product is annotated as chondroitin sulfate N-acetylgalactosaminyltransferase 2. Gene Ontology annotation, molecular function: glucuronosyl-N-acetylgalactosaminyl-proteoglycan 4-beta-N-acetylgalactosaminyltransferase activity. Gene Ontology annotation, cellular component: Golgi cisterna membrane. The transcript has 7 exons. The record is from RefSeq and is a predicted model, not a curated record. The coding region runs from base 1 to 1632 and encodes 543 amino acids. NCBI's taxonomy places the organism in Eukaryota, Metazoa, Chordata, Aves, Apodiformes, Apodidae.